AUGAGCAACUUUGAGCACCAAGUGGCAGGACACGAUCAAAUAGUAUACGUCGAAGCUGGCAAACUAGCCAAACCAUGCUCCUCCAUCGAAGUACAAUUCUACGAACAAGCCCAAAACACCAAACUCAAAGCUUGGAUGCCUAAAUACUUUGGCACUAUUCCGUAUCAGUCUCCCAACGAAUCGACUCAGCAUAAGCCACAUGAAUUUACUAGAUAUGUCGUGCUUGAAAACCUCGUUGAGCCUUAUAUAAAGCCAUGCAUUGCUGACAUCAAAGUUGGAACGAGAUUAUAUGGAGAGGAUGCUACAUCUGCCAAGAAGGAACGGAUGGAGUAUCAGGCUCAAAAUACUACUUCUGGAAGUACCGGGCUGCGAAUUUGUGGCAUCAAGGUUUACGAUGAAACUCUUGGAAAUUUCACAUCGCAUGACAAAUCUCUGGGUCGGUCAUUAACGCCAGACACGAUAAUAGAUGGUCUGCGAGUGUUUUUGCCUACAAAAGUAUAUUCUUCAGUGUUGGACGUCUUGCUGGCAAGCUUGAGAGCCAUAAGACAAGACCUGUCUGAAUCAACAGCUCGAAUAUAUGCAUCAUCCGUAUUGCUGCUAUAUGAAGGGUCCACAGAUCAUCAAAUGGGGCCUAGAGUCCGCUUGAUUGAUUUUGCUCAUGCUCACUUUGAACCUGAAGGUGCUGGACCAGAUCAAGGGGCGCUGUUUGGACUUGAUAAUUUAUGUAGGCUCAUAGAAAAACUGAUUCAGGAACGUAGAUAG
Molecule: messenger RNA, 762 nt
Organism: Synchytrium microbalum
Lineage: Eukaryota; Fungi; Chytridiomycota; Chytridiomycetes; Synchytriales; Synchytriaceae
Exons: 2
Coding region: 1-762 (253 amino acids)
Biological process (GO): phosphatidylinositol phosphate biosynthetic process; inositol phosphate biosynthetic process
Cellular component (GO): cytoplasm; nucleus
Molecular function (GO): inositol-1,4,5,6-tetrakisphosphate 3-kinase activity; inositol hexakisphosphate kinase activity
Source: RefSeq, a predicted model, not a curated record